Molecule: messenger RNA, 2437 nt
Organism: Aricia agestis (brown argus)
Lineage: Eukaryota; Metazoa; Arthropoda; Insecta; Lepidoptera; Lycaenidae
Exons: 6
Coding region: 368-1900 (510 amino acids)
Biological process (GO): stabilization of membrane potential; potassium ion transmembrane transport
Cellular component (GO): membrane
Molecular function (GO): potassium ion leak channel activity
Source: RefSeq, a predicted model, not a curated record
CACGCGCGCUCGCUCCUCGAAAAUAUACGUCAGCUGACAGUACGUGUGUAUUUGUGUAGUGUAUUAGUGUACAUUCAGUGUUUAAAAAGUUCAUUAUAGGAGUAUCUGUAGUGAAAUCACAUUGAUUAAACGUAAAAUCGUGUAAGACAUUGUUCGUGACAAAGUUGGAAAUAAGGCCGCGUGAUCGAUGAUUCCUGCAUUAUAACAGAAGCGAAUAUUGUGGUUUAGAGUUGGCACCGGUCCAAUAGUCACGAAUUCUGCUUUUCGCAAAUCAAAUCAAAAGAAGUGGAUCAAUAAAAGGAGAAAACAACUCGAACAUAAUGGCGGCAUCGAAGAACAAAAGUAGGUGAACGAUGAAUUAACGACGAUGGACAUCGGCGAUGUAGUAUUGGACAAAGAAGUAACCGAAAAUUACAAAGAUUAUAGACCGACGAAACCGAACGGGGAAAUCCCUUUGGAGAAAUGCCAAGAUGUAGACUCAAUAACAUCUAAUAGCAGAAAGAAAACGCAAACUUCCCGACAGAGAGUUUUAUGUUGCUUUUGUUUUAAAACAACCAAGUACAGAAGAAAACAGUUUAUUAUUGGUUCUUUGACAAAUAGCGCGAUAUUUUCCGUUUUAUUGGCUUACACUUUCCUGGGUUCCGUUAUAUUUCUAGCGAUAGAAGGGGGCGCGGAUAUGACUGUCCGACCUCGAAUACUGCCCGAUAAGCAAAAAAUUACACAUAAAGAAGAAAACCAUACUCACAAAAAGAACAUAGACAAUGAGUUCGACGAUACAAAUUUAACGUUAUCUUCGACGAGUUUUGGUGACGCUCGCAGCAAAGCCGUGGAAAAUAUUUGGGAGAUCACAAUUUCUUUGAAUAUACUGUACAGAGAAAACUGGACGAGACUGGCGGGACAAGAAAUACUUAAAUUUCAGAAUGAAUUAUUACAUAGAGUAACCAAUGAAAUUGCGUCACAGUAUGGUGUUAGUUACAAAGAGAUGGCGCUUGGCGAAUACAGAUUGGCAAAUAUCGACACUCACUAUGAAGAAUAUGAAUGGAACUUGGCAUUAGCAUUCUUCUACUCGCUGACGGUUUUAACUACAAUAGGUUAUGGAAACGUUGCACCUAAAACAAUGUUGGGUAAAGGAGUUACUAUCGGCUACGCUAUGGUCGGAAUACCCCUGACUCUUCUAUAUUUAUCGAGUGUUGGGUCUUUACUAUCAAAGAUGGCCCGAAGCGUGUUCAGUCGAGCCCUAUGUUGUUGUCUGUGCUCAAAAUGUGGCUACUGCUGCUACGACGAAAGACGAAUGGCAGAAAAAGAAAGACGCAUGAAACUGAAAAGGCAACAAGAAGAAAUGAUGAGCAGUCAAAAUAAUAGUAAAACGCCCACGGAGGAGUGCUACAUUGUAAAGUCUGACAGUCAACGAGACUUAUCUAUAUCAGAAAGGCCGACUACUAGCACCAUAAAAGAUGAUAUCAUAAGUUGGCAGGAUACAGAUUCAAAAUUAUCAAUGCACGGGCUGAGUAUACUGGCACCGGUUCUUUUAUGCUUAUCCGCAAUAUUUAUUUACAUCAUCGUGGGAGCUCUAAUACUUUAUAAAUUGGACGAUUUGUCCCUAGUAGACGGAAUAUACUUUUGUUUUAUGGCACUGAGCACCAUCGGAUUCGGUAGCAUUAUUCCGGGAAUGAGCUACACAACAAUUAAUGGCGUUAGAUAUUACACAAUAAAUUCAACCGUUUUGUGGUUUUGUUCCGCCUACACAUUAACCGGCUUAGCUCUAACGGCCAUGUGUUUCGGCGUAAUACACGACGAGAUAAUUUAUAGAAUAAAGAAUCAUCAGAAGGAGUGGUCGCAGAAGAGUAACAUCGUGAACGACGAGGUGAACACGAGCGAAACGCUCUACUUGAGCUCUUGACAAAUGUACGCUAAGAAACCUGAAAAUUUGUACAGUAUAAUGGAAGAUAGUUCCGCAGCCCAACGAAAUAAAGUCGAGAUCGAAAAUCGGGAGGUUGUUUUUAGCGUCGACGAGAUAUCUAGCUCUGUUGAAAGCCAUCCAGACUUUCUGCCGCCGCCGCCUCCGCUGGAAGACGAAAUAGUCGCUAUAGUGACUAAAAAAGAACCGAAAGGAGUUUACGGUAACAUGGUGGCGUAUAACACCCUACCUGAAAUUAUGGAACACGAAAAUACGUGAAUAGUGAUAAAAGUUGUGUGUACGAUGUACAUUGUGUAUAUUACUGAUGAGCUAAUGAACUUACAGCGGGGAUUAUUUGUAUUCCUUUAGAACUUUCUAUAUCAUGAUCUGUGAACAUUUUGUUUGUAAGUAUAUUAUGUACAUAAAAAUAACUUUUAGGAAAUGUGGAACAUUUUACUGUCAAUGGAUGAUAUCAAAUUAUAGAUGUAAUAUUUUCAUGUGAAUAGAAACCUUUGUAAAAUUAAAUUUAUUAAAAAAUCA